UCUUCAUAUAUCAUACAUUGAAACACAAGUAAUUGAGUGUGAAAAAACAAGAUGAAGAACUUGAGAAUGAUUCUAAUGUUGCUAGUUCUAUUGCUUCUCACUAUGGAGCAAGUACAUGGUUUUGAUUGUGAACAAGCAAAGACAUCUGUACAUUCUUGUACGUCAUUCCUCGUCGGCGAUGAUGCCGAGCCAUCAACUACUUGUUGCGAUGGCAUUAAACUUAUUAAAUCUUCAGUAACCACUGUUGAUGAACGACGUGCUGCAUGUGAAUGCAUAAAAAAUUGGGCUAGCAACAUCCCUAACAUUAAAGAAGAUUUAGCUAUAUCACUUCCCAAACGUUGCGGUGUUGACAUAGGUUUUCCUAUAACCCCAAACAUGAAUUGCAAUGACAUUCCUUGAACUCAAUGGAGAUAAUAAUAAAUUGAACAGGGUGGACACUUGGUUGUCCUUAUAUAAAUAAUACAACCCUGUUUAAAUAUGUUCUAUGGUAGUGUAAAAUUUAAAGUUGAUGUUAAUAAAUAUAUGAUAUUUAUGUUUA
This is a messenger RNA of Vicia villosa (hairy vetch), 538 nucleotides long. Its product is annotated as non-specific lipid-transfer protein A-like. Gene Ontology annotation, biological process: lipid transport. Gene Ontology annotation, molecular function: lipid binding. Gene Ontology annotation, cellular component: membrane. The coding region runs from base 52 to 399 and encodes 115 amino acids. Lineage: Eukaryota; Viridiplantae; Streptophyta; Magnoliopsida; Fabales; Fabaceae. The record is from RefSeq and is a predicted model, not a curated record. The transcript has 2 exons.